CCAAAUCAUCUGAUGGGCAUCGGAUUGGAAAAUGGUGCUAUAGACACUUAGGUCCCAUUGAACUUAAUAGAAUAGAUCUGCAGAGGAAUUCACUGUCAGUCAAUUUAUAAGCUGCUCUUCAGAAAUAGGACCAUCACAGUGUAAACUACAUGUUUCCUCAGAAUAAAUCCUAUUGAGUUCAAUAGGACUUUCAAAUAAAUGGGUGACAUACAAACUAUUUAUUGCCUUUCUCAAUCGCUUCCCACGAGGCACUAUAAUGAUAUAUAAAAAAUAUAUAAAUUGCAUAUAGAAACAAUUUAAAAACCCCUAUAAAUAUUAAAAACAGUUUAAAACAACACCACAUACAUAAAAUCAGUUCAGAUCCAGAACAGCAAGUGGGAUACAGAUUUUAGAAGGCUUGGCGAAAGAGGAAUGUUUUUAGCAGGCACCAAAAAGCUAAGAGAGAAGGUGCCUGUCUGAUAUGCAAAGUGUUCCAAAGGCUAAACACUGAUGUCUUCAUUCACACAUCUCAUUUCAGUGGCCAGAAUUACUCUUCAUUCGUUUUGUGUGUCCUGAUGCCACUGUCUAUGCGUGGAGAGAUUUCCCAGGUGUGGUGGGGCUAUAAACAAAAUUUAAGAGAGAAAGGCAAGGCUUCUCAUUUUGCAGUUAGGAUGGUCUGUGCUCUGGCCCCAAGAUGCUGCUAGGCCUUGGGGCCAAAGCCCAGGAUCUCCACCCACGGCCAGCCAUAGGGCAGGAGCAGCAGCCAACAGUUUCCAGGUCUGGUGCUGAUUUCUGCAGCAUGUGAAAGUGCAGGUGCUCAAGAGUAUUCCUCUCUUUUUAAAAAUCAGGCCCCACAACUAUUUGCUCCCUCUGUAUCAGAAAUAUAGCAGCAGCUGCAAUACAUGGAGAAAUGUCAAUGGUGCGCGCUGCACAACUGGAAUCAUAUCUAUGCCAUCAAAAGCCGCCCGCGUCGAGGGUCAAAUAUUUCCGAACUGCACCAGCUUUCUAGCCUGCCCCUUAAAACCACCAAGUAUUUCCCCCCACCCCCUUGCAAAUAAACCACGGUCGGCCUUGUCACACCUGAAACUGAUCAAACAGGGAGCAGGAAACUGGCUGAGACCAAAAAGCUCCGCCCUGGAAUAUGCGGGGCUAUAAUAAAGAGCACCUCUGAGCAGCUGCAGAGUGCCCGCGCCCAACCCAAGCCCGCCGCGUGUCGACCUACCCAGACUUGGGACUACCCUGACUCGCCCGUGGUGUCUGGGUGGGCGCCUUUGGGCCUCAGAGCGCCGCUCCCUCUGCCAUGCUCUCUGGUGCUUCCAGUUUCCUGAGUCUGGAUGGCUUGGGGACGCCCCGCCGGCGAUGGAGCUGGGCCCCCGGAGGCCUCUGGCAGCGGGGGGAGGCCGCCCUGGUCCCGCAGCCCCGCGGAGGGGCGGAUUUCUCCCGGCGGGAAGGCAAGCUCCACUUCUACGCCCUCUGGUCUCUGCGCGAGCCGCCCCGGCAGCUCAGUAGCAAAUGCCGUCAGAAAUGUUACCAGACUCACUUACCACUUCCGCUGCCCAAACACCUAGUGGUCUUUGGUUUGGGUGACUGGAGCCGCUAUUCUCAGAAGACAAGCAUCAUUGUGGAAAUAUUAGUGAAUCCAAAUGUUAAGCCACAAAGGAUUGGCAAGCUGGGGCCUGAAACAAGGUGUUUGGUAUGGGAAGGUGACUGGCGAGUGGAUGUUUUGGUGGCUUCGUUAAAGCAGGAAGAGAAUGGUAACCCUGUUAAGCUUCUCUUGACUGUCGAGGAACAGCUCCUCAACAGCACCCCUACCCGCCCAUUUCAGGCCACAGAGCCUAAUCAGUCACCUGUCCUUCCAGAAGAUACAGGUCAGCGAUUGGAUGAUCCCCCUGAGUCUAAGAAUGGGAGUUCAGCGAUGCCUGUUAAAGAGCCUGUGCUUGAAAGGAAGGAGUUCUCUCCACCCAUGGAAACGCUGCUUAUGCUUCCUGCUCCAGAAACAACUGCUGCAUCGGUGGACUGUGAGGAGGCCAGGAAUAAAACAUGUACAUCUAAUUCAGCUCGCCUAAAGACCAGGAGGGUUCUCUUUGAACUUCUGGCAUCCAACAGACAGCAGGAAUCUGAAGACUUGGAAGUUAAAGAGCUGCAAGUAUGUCCAAGCCCUCGGUGGUGUCAUGCUAUGUGCCUGAGCGACCCUGAAACUGCUGUUCUGAUUGGUGGCGAAGGAACUAAUCAACAGUUUUGCCAAGAUGCCCUGUGGAAACUGGAAAUUGACAAUGACUUCUGGUUCCCCAUGGAUCUCCCAGCACCAGGUUCCAUGCCACAGUGUUCAAGGGGCCACAGUGCCACAUAUGACCCAGAGACCAAGCGCAUUUACAUCUUCGGGGGUAUGAGGGAGGCAAAGCGCUACAGCAACAUCCAUGUUCUGGACACGGCAUCUUGGAAAUGGCUGCAUGUGUCUGCUAAGGGUAAAGUGCCAACGCUGGCUUACCAUAGUGCAACCAUCUACCGAAAGGAGCUAUUUGUCUUCGGAGGAGCUUUCCCUAAAAUGUCGUCUCUGGAGAUGGGAGCUUGCAGCAACACACUCUUCGUUUUCAACCCCGAGUAUGAGAUCUGGUAUCAACCCAUUGUUGAGGGGGAGAAGCCUUUGCCUAGGCUUGGGUAAGUCUUCUUUGCUUCAGUGAAGAGAAUAUCUU
Podarcis muralis (Common wall lizard) is the source of this 2672-nucleotide messenger RNA. NCBI's taxonomy places the organism in Eukaryota, Metazoa, Chordata, Lepidosauria, Squamata, Lacertidae. The record is from RefSeq and is a predicted model, not a curated record.